This is a messenger RNA of Porites lobata, 4383 nucleotides long. Lineage: Eukaryota; Metazoa; Cnidaria; Anthozoa; Scleractinia; Poritidae. The record is from the annotation of a GenBank genome assembly.
AUGACAGUACGAAAUGUCACGAAGAAAACAGUGGUUACGUCAUCCACAAUUACAACAAGUUCUGGACGAAAACGAAGCUUGGUGGAAAUUGUGCCUAAAGGGGAGCCUUUUCCGAAUUAUGAUGUAAAGUUAGUUCCAGGGGAGCGGAAGAAUUCCACAAAAUUGUAUGAAUUAAACAACAAUGACUCCAACAAUAACCAGUCUUCCUUGCUGGAGCAACCAACGAAAACGGUCGAAGAAGGGCGACGAUCUAUCGGGCAGUCUCGGAAAUGCUCCGAUCAUGUUUCCGAGCAACCAAUCAUGAUUGUUACGAGAGGAAGAAGGUCCCGGAUAGAGGUCCCAGAGUGGAUGGAAGAGCGAAAAUGUCCAGAAACGGAGUACCAACCCAGUGAUAUUUCAGACAUUGACGAUUUGUUGAAAUAUCCAGCCGAUUAUUCGCCAAGAGAAAAAGAGAUAGACGACAACGUCGAGGAGGACAGGAUCCAUCCAGAAUUUACCAAACGGAACAAACAGCUUGUUCCUGUUAUUUCAGAUAAAAACGGCGUCAGUGAAUCAGACGAGGACUCCAGUGAAUUUGAAGAAGAAAUUGUAGUGGUGGAGGUCCAAAGAAAACCGAGCUGGAACAAAAAAUUGGAGUCUCCUAGACAAGUCGAGGUUCCCGAGUGGAUAAAAGAGCGAAAAUCUUCAGGAACAGAGUGUCAACCUAUUGACGGUUUGUUGAAAUAUCCAACCGAUUAUUCACCAACAAAAGGGGAGAUUGAAGACAACGCCAUCGAGACUUGGAUCCACCCGGUAUUUGCCAAGCGGGACAAACAGGUUUUUCCUGUUCUUCUGGAUGAAAAUGGCGUCGACGACUCCGGCGAAGAGUCCAGUGAAUUUGAAGAGGAGAUUGUAGUGAUGGAUGUCAAGAGAAAACCGAGUUGGAACAAAAAGCUGGUGUUUCCUAAACAAGGGCCAGAAAGUGCUGGAAAACCGAUUGAAGACCUACUCGUGGCGCAGACAAUUCGAGUUCAAGAGUCGGCUCCCGAUGAGUUAUUGAUUGAAGAGAAAAUCGAAUGUGUGGAACGUCCGUCGGUAUUUCGAGAAGUACCUGACUUCGCUGCUUUAGAGAACCUGUAAUGACCAGUCACGAGUGGAGAAACUAAUUAGGCUUUUGCAAAGUGAUUCAGACUGAAACAAUGUCCAGGCCCGAACACCGAAGCCAGUAAUAUGCGCUUUCUUAUGAAAGACAUGUGUAUGAACUGAGUCAACAGGUUAGGGUAUCAUUUAAAAGUAGCACUCGCUUUUUUUCGAUUUAUAAAAGUAUUUGCGUGAUUUAAGACACCGUUUACUUCGGUAUUUUUCUCCCCUUUUAUUUCAAAUGCUCGUGACACAGUCUUCUCGGUUUCACUCUACACUUCAAGUGAAAACUGAGUAUAUUUCUUGAGUCUCUUAAAUAAGUCUCUUGUCUUUAUUUUCACCAAUGUAAAAAUGUUUGCUGUACAUUUCAGAAAAAAAAGUAUAAGAAGUCUUAAAAAAAGUUUUACUAGAAAAUGAGUUAGCAUCCUAUCUACCAGUGAGUGUUUUUGAGCUAAAAAAAACACCGUCAUGUUGACGUUCCGAAAGUUCGAAACCCAUCUAUCAACUCGCAGAAAUCGCCGCCCUUGAAACUGGCAAAAGAACUAGCAGUAAAUAAGUAGAAAAACGCAGCCUCGUUCUCAGGUCGAUACGCGAAGGCUUUGGGAAGAGAGAGUCACUGCGACUUUAAUUGCCAACGAGUAAGCACUUUUGACUCUUAUACUUUCGUAAGAACUUUUUCACAUAAAUAUGGAAGCGAGUCACUGAGAGACAAAGAUAUGAUUGCUGUUCCUGAGAAAUAUCAAAGCCACUGAGGUCGGGAACUUACGCAAAAACUUCACGAACAUCGAGGCCGCUGUUGGAGGAAAAAUCUCCUGUGAACGAUUUUGGAAGAACCGUUCCCAGUGCCGAGAUAUACUGCUGGGGGUAAAAUAGGUAAUAGCUUCAUUUCGUUGCUAUGACAACUCUGAUGUUCUUGCAACCCUGAUCAUAGCAAAUUCCCAUCUUUAUCUACUACAAUUGUGGUGACAAUUUCUCCAAAUCUCUGUUUAUGGCAACGUAGUUUAUGCUCAAACUUGGGAGGUAUUGACCCUGAAAAACUUUAUCGAGCCACCUUAAGCAUCGCGUUUACGGCACUGAAACGGCAAACGUGAGAUACAAGCUGAGAAAUUUUCAAAAUGAGGAAUGAGCAGAUAUAAACAGCUUAAAACAAAUUUUUAUGGAUAGAAUUGGCUUGAAUCUACCGAUUUUUGUGUAGUGAAAAAUUUCUUAACAUAUCAUCGGUUAUCAACUUUGUUUCGAUUCUCCUUGAAGUUCUCCAAUGUAUAUGUUGUAGUUAAUUUUUUUUUAUUUCAGUUGAUUUUUAUUUUUCCAUUGCUUUUGGGUAUGAUAAUGUAUGCUAAUGAAUUUGAAACAAAGGGAAAACAAAAAUUAACAGAAAUGAAAAUUUAACUGCAACAUACAUGUCAGAAAACCUACUCCACUUUCAAACAUUUGAUCGUUCGAUGAGACGAUCGCCCUCCCAACGGACAAGCAUAUCCCAUCGUUUAAAACGGACGGAUAGCGUGCAAAUAUGCAAGAGCUCUUUUUUGUUACGACUACGCGCUGGGCGGGACGAUGUUUGAUUUGCGGAAUAUAAAUCAAGGGAUUUAAAAAUUUAAUAACCUUAGCGUAUAAUUGUAAGUCCUAGAUGGGUCUUUGGCCUAGGAGUGUCACUCAUUCCUCAUUUACUUGUUUUGGAAUCGUUUCAGUUCAUGCCGUUUCACUUCAUUUUUUCCAUUUGACUGCUUCUCUGCAAAUGCGCAUCAUUUACAUUUUCCCAUGUUUGUUUGUUCUUUUCUUUUACUUCGUUAAGUUAAAGGUGCAUGUUUUUCUUCAACAACGGAUUUUUUCUUGACCUCUUUAGCAACAUGAGGAGGGAAAGCUGUUGACAUCCAUACCGUCUGGGUGAACCGUGCCACUAGAUUAUUGGUCAUUCUUAAGAGGAUUAAGUCUUCUCUUUCGCUUCUGUAUAAAUUAAAAAGUCAUUUGUUUAAGGUGUGAGUUGACGUUCUCGAAAUUGCUUGAAAACCUCGGAAUCUUUGCUUUCUAGGGAGGUAUAAAACAACUUCUCAAAAGUAGGUUCCGAUAUAUAGGUUAUCGAAAUUAUCAUCUUUAAUUUAAAAGAGCAUGCGAAAGAAGUAAGUUAUUUUUAGUUUGAACAUCUAUAGGGAUCAUUAGAAUUCAAGUCCUCUGUGUUGUUCUAUUUUACUUCAGAAUCCUUCGGAAUUUCAACAGUGCUUCGUGCUUGCCCUCGCCCCAAAACGGGGAAGGAAAACUGCCGAAGUCAGCCUCUUGUGGUGUUGCGGCAAAACUUUCCAGAACGAAGAAAAAUUUGUCGUAAAGAACCAAACAAAGGCCCCGAGCAAAGGGCAGUGAGGUGAAACAAAACGAAGGUAAAGAAACUUAGACGGGAAAACAGAAAAGGAAUUAUUUUGGAGUGGCGAACAAAAGUUAAGUCAGAGUUUUGGGAGAUAUAGCUACGUGAGCGAAAUACUAUAUCUACUAGCGAUGAAGAAGACCGAGAUAACCUCGACCUCACCUACGACCCGUUUUCAGAGUCAGUCAGCUGUGAAACAGUCCUUUGAAAGACGUGACGUCAAGAGGUUUUCAAAGGAGGUUUAUUCAACGUUGUCUUCCGAAUCGUUCAGCUUCAAAAGCAUGAAUACUCAGUACAGUUCAGUAUAUGAGCGUUCCUUCACAACGAAGUCAAUCGGAGGAGAGGAGACCAGGAGGUAUCUCGAAUCCCACACGAAGACUUCCGAUCGUAGUGACGAGCAACCGCUUGUGGCUGUUGUGAAAGAUAAAUCUAAGGUAAACGUGCCAGAAUGGAUGGAGGAACAGAACUCUCCGGAACUAAAGCGACGAGGCGUUAACUCUUUAAACAUCGACAUUUUCUUGACGUAUCCGAGCAAUAGUGCUGAGCGAAGGAAUGGCCACGAAGACACAGCAAGAGAAAGCAUGAUCCGUCCCGAAGUCGCCAAACGAGACGAACAGUUUAUUCCAGUGUUUCCAGUUGAAGAAGACUACGAAGAGGAUGAAGACGAUGAAUUUGAAGAAGAGAUUGUAGUGGUAGAUGUUGUAAGGCAUCCCCUUUGGCGAAAAGGAUUGCAAAUUCCGAAACCACAGCCAAAAAAGGCCGGAAAACCUAUUACAGACCUCCUUGAGGUUCCCACACUUCAACCGAAGCAAAAAUCUACCUCCGAGGAUUUAUUGGUUGAUGAGAAAGUCGAGUCAGUGGAACGGCCUCCUAUGGUUUUUGCGGAACCAGACUUUAGUACAUUUUAA